GUAUACUUGUUAAGAUACAUGUACUGUGCAGUCUGAAAACGCAUAGGAUAAGACAACAAAGUUUAUGUAACUAUAUAAGAACUUGGAACAUGUCGGAUAGUAUUAAAGACAAUAUUAUUGUAUCUGAACUCGUGUCAAGGUACCUGGAGUGUCCAAUCUGUGUGGAGGAAUACGAUGACUCCAAUGUGCCCAAGCAGUUACCAUGUCAGCACACGUACUGUUCUGAUUGUCUCUACAAGCUACCAAAACGCGCCGGAAGUAUUACCUGUCCCCAGUGUAAGCAAGAUCAUAAACUUGAAAGUGAUGUCUCAAGCUAUCCGAGGGAUCUUACAAGGGGAGAUUUAAUGGACUUUAUCCGGACGAAAAUCGCUUGUAAAUGUGACAAAUGUGAAAAGACAAAGGCAGACUACAACUGCUUAACUUGCGCACAGGCAUUAUGUAAUAUGUGCAAAGUGCGAACACACGGACACAGAUCUUUCCAGCAUCAUAGGUUAAAGCCUAUCAUUAAAAAUCUGAAUCAUACAGACGACAGAUGCAAACAAGAUUGUCAUGAUAAUGGAGUUUUGAAGUUCUUCUGUAUGGGAUGCAUGCAGAUUCUCUGUGCACAAGGUGUGCUUGAAGAACAUCGAAACGAAGAGUUACACCAGGUAGUAGCAAUAGAAAAAGCAUAUAGGAAUUACAAGUCGCAGAUUGAUGACAUAGUGACCCGUAUGAAACUGGAAAUUGCAUUUAUUAAACUUCAAAAUAAAUGCAUAGUGAGCAGACUAAGAUACCAAACAUGUAACGAAGACGAGUUAAUUCAGUGGUUCAAUGUUUGGCACACAUCAGGGAAAAUACCAGCUGACCGUGAAGAGGAAUGUCAGAAAUUCUGUUCUCAUGUAUGCAAAGGGCGUGUGGCGACGUUGAGAAACAAAAUGAAAAGAUGUGAAAAAGGUUUUGAACAACUUAAGAAAAUUAAAACUCGUCUUUCAAAGACAGUCGUUGAAAGCAAGGACAUCUCUACAUUUCUGUCAAAAAUGAAAAGAAUACAAUAUAUCGAGCAGGAUUUUCAAAUCGCAUUGCAAAAUAUCAAGAACAUCAUGAACCAGGAAGUGGACCCCGAUGUUUCCGCUGUGGUAACAGGUGGUCGGCAAGUUCAAGAGGCAGUGAGUGAGAUAGUUCCGCAUCAGCCGGCACUUCCCAUUAUACGCUGGAUUCGUGUUACAGUAAAUACUAGGACGGCACGCCGGAGAGCUGCACAUCCUCAAGAUAAUCUGCUAUUAGCUUGUUCGUUUAUAUUUUCGUGUAUUCUGUUGAUUCUUUGGAUAGACGGUGCUGCGAUCAGGGCAUCACUAGAACACCACAGCAGACACCUCAACUAAUAAUACUAUACGUAAACUAAUGGAUAUACAGGUGUUACAUUUUUAGGUGGUCGGCAAGUUCAGGAGGCAGUGAGUGAGAUAGUUCCGCAUCAGCCGGCACUUCCCAUUAUACGCUGGAUUCGUGUUACAGUAAACACUAAGACGGCACGCCGGAGAGCUGCACAUCCUCAAGAUAAUCUGCUAUUAGUUUGUUCGUUUAUAUUUUCGUGUAUUCUGUUGAUUCUUUGGAUAGACGGUGCUGCGAUCAGUGCACCACUAGAACACCACAGCAGACACCUCAACUAAUAAUAAUAUACUUAAUGGAUAUACAGAUGUUACGACCAAAAAGGGAAAAACAUAUGAACAAAAUUUAUUAUUAUCCGUGUAUUUUGGAAAGCAGCCGAUAUGUAUUGGUACUACAAUAUUUAAAUGAAAUAUAUAUACACAAAAGCGCCAGAACACCAUGACUAAAAUAAGCUUGAGGUUGAUAUAA
This is a messenger RNA of Mizuhopecten yessoensis (Yesso scallop), 1833 nucleotides long. Its product is annotated as E3 ubiquitin-protein ligase TRIM56-like. Gene Ontology annotation, molecular function: zinc ion binding; ubiquitin protein ligase activity. Gene Ontology annotation, cellular component: nucleoplasm; chromatin. Gene Ontology annotation, biological process: positive regulation of DNA-templated transcription. The transcript has 2 exons. Bases 90 to 1361 code for a protein of 423 amino acids. The record is from RefSeq and is a predicted model, not a curated record. Lineage: Eukaryota; Metazoa; Mollusca; Bivalvia; Pectinida; Pectinidae.